ACACGUGAGGCUCAUGUGACAGAGGCAGUCGGAGCAAGAAUCGGAUGGUUUAUUGAACCCGUCGCUCCGUCCUCCCCCACUCUCCCAGCGUCUCCCAGCGGGACCGCCUCUCCUCCGUUGACGUGGACACACCGUGCGCUCUCGCGGAUUCCUCCGUUCAAUUGAUGCUCACUUUUUCUUUUUUUUAAUACAUUGUUAUUUAUUUUUGGAGACGCUUUUUAUUUGUCUAGACCCGGCGGGUUCAGUAAAUUCGCAGUCUCACUGAAGUCACAGUUAGUUUGACUGCGCAUCAGGAGCCGAGAGAAUGGAGCGUGUGUCGAGCGCUCCACCGCCGCUACUCACCGCGCACACUGCGGCUGACCUGGGGGACAUGCAGGGGAUGGACUUCCCCAUGUACGUUUAUAAAUCGAGGCGAGGAAUGAAACGGGGCGAGGAGAGCAAGGAAACCUACAAACUGCCUCACAGACUCAUCGAGAAGAAACGGCGCGACCGGAUAAACGAGUGCAUCGCUCAGUUGAAAGAUUUGUUACCGGAGCACCUCAAACUCACGACUCUGGGCCAUCUGGAGAAGGCUGUGGUCCUGGAACUGACGCUGAAACACGUCAAAGCCCUCACUUCACUCCUGGAGCAGCAGCAGCAGAAGAUACUGGCUCUGCAGAAUGGCAUGCAACUUGACCCCGCCCCCGCCGUGGGCCAGCAGAAGGCGGAGGAGCUGUUCCGCUCCGGCUUCCACAUGUGUGCCAAAGAGAUGCUGCAGUACGUGGCCAGCUGGGAGACGGAGGGCGACUUGACCCCCGCCAACAUGAUCAACCACCUGCACCAGCUGGCCACCGAGGUGCUGCAGGGCCCGCCCCGAUCGCCGCCCCCCGCCCCCAGCCCCAGCCCGCGGCCGCAGGACGCCCCCGCCGCACAGCAGCCGCACCACCAGGGGGCCCAGAAGGGCGCGGCCGACGGCCUGCCCCCCCCGCCCGGCGAGGGCUACGGGAGGAACUGCGUGCCGGUGAUCCAGCGGGCGUACCCCCCGGGAGGCAGCGAGCAGAGCGGCAGCGACACGGACACGGACAGCGGCUACGGCGGCGAGCUGGAGAAGAGGCCCGACUACUACCUCCAGGAGGCGGGGCCUCUGAAGCGCUCGGCGGCAGAGCGCCACGGCCCCGCCUCCAUCAAGCAGGAGGGCGGCGGCGGCGGCGGCGGCGGUGGCGGCGGCGGCGGUGGGCCCCACCGUAAGCGGCCCCGCGUGGAGUCCUCUGAGGACGAGUCGCAGUCGGGGGCGGAGUCCUCUUCGUCGUCGUCGUCCUCCAGCAGCCGCAGCUACAUGAGCGUGUCCCCCCACCAGCCCCUGCCGCCGGCCCCCCACCCCCUCUGCAUGCCCUUCUACCUGCUGCCCCCCUCCGCCGCCUCCUACCUACCCAUGCUGGAGAAGUGCUGGUACUCCGGCGCCAUGCCCAUGCUCUACCCCGGCAUGGGGGCCCCCGGGGACAGGGCCGCGGCCCCCCAGCACCACCGCUCCUCCAGGGGGGCCUCUCCGUCCCCCAGCCACCCUCAGACCCCCAUGGACUCCCCGGCCCUCCUCCAGGCCCUGAAGCUGGUGCCCCCCCUCACCCUGGAGACCAAAGACUAGAGAGCGGACGGGGGGGGGGGGGUCAGACAGAGACCUGAUGGAGGAUCAAACAGAGACCUGACGGAGGUUCAGAGAGAGACCUGAUGGAGGAUCAGACAGAGACUUGACGGAGGAUCAGACAGAGACCUGACGGAGGUUCAGACAGAGACCUGACGGAGGAUCAAACAGAGACCUGACGGAGGUUCAGACAGAGACCUGACGGAGGAUCAAACAGAGACCUGACGGAGGUUCAGAGAGAGACCUGAUGGAGGAUCAGACAAGACCUGACGGAGGAUCAGACAGAGACCUGACGGGGGAUCAAACAGAGACCUGAUGGAGGAUCAGACAAGACCUGACAGAGGAUCAGACAGAGACCUGACGGAGGUUCAGAGAGAGACUUGAUGGAGGAUCAGACAAGACCUGACGGAGGAUCAGACAGACCCUGACGGAGGUUCAGAGAGAGACCUGAUGGAGGAUCAGACAACACCUGACGGAGGUUCAGACAGAGACCUGACGUUGGAUCAAACAGAGACCUGACGGAGGUUCAGACAGAGACUUGACGGAGGUUCAGACAGAGACCUGACGGAGGGAGACUUAACGAUAGAGACUAAGACUAAGGACCACCUCCCAGUCUCUCCUCGCCUGUGUUUUCCUCCUGAGGUCAGAAAACAGAUGAGAGGACAUUUUUAAGAGGGCGUCUCGGAGGACGACGGAGAACGAGGGGAAAGCGAACGAGAGAAAUCCGCCAUUCACACCAACGCUGGAAAGCUCCUCUCUCCCCCCCCCCCCCCCCCCCGCUCUUUGUUCUGAAUGAAUGUUAAUGUACUCCACAGUGCUCAUUGUACAGGACCCCACUCUGAUGGAUCCGUUCUGCACACCCACACACCACAGAUACACUACACACACACACACACACACACACCACAGAACACACGCACAUAAACACACACACACACA
Molecule: messenger RNA, 2557 nt
Organism: Gadus morhua (Atlantic cod)
Lineage: Eukaryota; Metazoa; Chordata; Actinopteri; Gadiformes; Gadidae
Product: class E basic helix-loop-helix protein 40
Exons: 5
Coding region: 305-1621 (438 amino acids)
Biological process (GO): regulation of DNA-templated transcription
Molecular function (GO): DNA binding; protein dimerization activity
Source: RefSeq, a predicted model, not a curated record